CCGGGGUCGGCGCAGAGCUGCUGGGUGUGAGGCCCCUCCCUCCCUGACCGCCUUCCGUGGCAGCGGGCAAGGGGCUGGGAGGGCUGGCUCCGCCAUGCGAUUUCGGGCUAAGAUUGUGGAUCUCGCCUGCCUUAAUCACUUCAGCCGUAUAAUUAACACAGUCGCCAAGUUAGCCAAGACCUGCAUCCUGCGCCUUACCGUCUGCAAGCUGUAUUUCAUCCUUUCCGAUAAAGUAGCAAAUGGAGGCGCCAGUAUGUGGUGUGAGCUGAGCCAGGGGAAUUUCUUUGAUGAAUUUCAGAUGGAAGGAGUAGCUGCAGAGCACAAUGAAAUCUAUUUAGAGUUUGUGCCUGAGAACCUGUGGAGAGCAUUAAAAACUGCCCAGAGUGCUAAGGCAGUGAAGAUCAAGUUGACUAAUAAACACUGUCCCUGUCUCAGAGUUGCUGUGGAGCUACCAUCCUUAUCAAGCAGCAGCAGGAUUGUGACACAUGACAUUCCUGUGGGAGUUAUUCCCAGAAGAAUGUGGAAUGACUUCAGAGAGCCCAGUGUGCCAGACUUUGAUGUCAGUAUUUACCUACCAGUGCUGAAAACAAUGAAGAGUGUUGUGGAAAGAAUGAAGAAUCUCAGCAAUUUCAUUGUGAUUGAAGCAAACUUGAGUGGUGAAAUGAACUUGAAAACAGAAACUGACUUAGUAUCUGUAACAACACAUUUUAAAGACCUGGGAAAUCCUCCCUGGGCAUCAGAGGAUGGAUGUCAAAGUUCUGCUCAAGGCAGAGAUCUGGAAAGUAUGGCUGAAGCAUGCAUAGACAUCAAGAAGCUGCAGCAGCUGCUUGCUGGACAACAGGUCAAUCCUACAAAAGCAUUGUGCAAUAUUGUACGUAAGAGAAUUGUCCAUUUCAUCUUGCUCCAUGAGGAGGUUUCACUUCAGUAUUUUAUUCCAGCAAUUGCCUGAGUGUUUUGGAAUCUUGGUCAUUUUCCAAUCCGAGGCCUCUUUCAUGAAGUCUGAAAUCUUUCCUGAGCUGCUGGAGUGUUUUGAUGUGAGACACUGUUAGACGCAUCCAUCAGAUGGACAUUAUUUCAAUAUUUAUGAAAGUGUUCAAAAUACCUCCUCAUCCAGCCAGCCAUGUUUGUGAAUAGUUACAUGCUAUGAAAGACACAAUGCUGGGGAGCAUUGGUAUAUCUUACUCUUAGGAGGAACAAAACUGAAAUUUGUCUUAGCCACAGCUCAAAACAUCCCAAAAGCACACUGAAUUAAAUACUUCAGUCUUCUCAAAAAACUAAAAAAAGGUAGAAUUCACCUCUGGAGCUGCUGCUGUGUGUAUUCAGUAUUGAGCAAUGCAAUCCAAGUUAAGGGAUCUCUGAGCAAUCUUAUCUUCCCUCCAUGAAACAGGAGAACCUUCUGGAGGGCUGCCUGACUGGUAUUUGCCUGGACAAGUAUGCAGAGCCCUCCUGAAGUGGUAUGGAAUUGAAUUCUGUUCCAGUAGGAGUCUUUUGAUUGCACUUGCUCCAACAUAUCUCAGUAGAUCUGUUCAUGCUUACUCUUUGUUUAACUCUUGGCCUGGGAGCAUGAGCAAAACAGUCUGGAUUACUUUGUUAAUGUGGGCAGUGAAAAUCACUAUGUACAGAAUGAAUAUCAUAUGAGGACAUGUGUAAGCACAGCAGUUGGUGUGAAAUAAAGAGCCAGUUAUCUGUGGAUCACAUUUUUUCCCUUUCCAGCUAGAAAACAUUGUACAACCUUUGUCGUCAUGGUGUCAGACAUGGUAAGAUUGUGUGUAGGCUCUCAUGCCAAGCAGCCAAGAGGAUGACUGAAUUUCACUCAUAGGAGUACUGCCCUUGCUUCUACCUCCUGGUUAUUUUCUGAGGUCUUUUCCUCCUUAUUCCAUGUGUGAUUUAUUUGUUACCCUGGCAUGUUCCGUACAGCUUUUGAUUGUUUUAGUGAUUGAGUCUGUGCUGCCAAAUGAGACUGGGAGUUUCUUCCAGAAAGUAGCUUGUCAUGGUCAGAAGUGCUGGGUUUUGAUGGUUUGGGUUGUUUUCAAGGGGCAUUGACAUUAAGGGAGCAAUGAAUCUUUUGUCCAUGGAAAUGCAAAUGCUCAAGAGAAGGCUAAGGAGAGGCAGUGGCAAUGAGAAGGUAGAAUAGACUUGCAGUGAUGAGUGUGUUGACUGACUGUUUAUAGACCUUUCUACCCAUUCCCUCUUUGUUGCUCCCUGCUCUUCCCUGCCCUGCACAUUGCCUCAUUAGUUGUCAUAUUUCCACCAUGCUACGGUUUGCAUCUUUACUAUUUGCAAAAUCCCAUUUUGCCUAUGUUGUGAGUUGACCUUGGUAAGCAGCCACUCACUAACUCACACCUAGUGGGAUGGGGGAGAGAAUUGGAAGGAUAAAAGUGAAAAAAAUCAUGGGUUGAGAUAAGGACAGCUUAAUAGGCAAAGCAAAAUAUGGAAUUCAUUCACUGCUUCUCAUGAGCAUAGGUGUUUAACCAUUCCCAGGAAAGCAGGGCUCCAUCAUGCAUAACACUUGGGAACACAGACUAUAACUCUAAAUGCCCUUUUCUUCCUCCUCCUUUUCCCUGAGAUGAACGCGAUGCUGUAUGAUACAGAUAUCGCUCUGGUCAGUUGAGGUCAGCUGUCCCAGCUGUGUCCCUACCAAUUUCUUGUGCACUCCCAGCAUAUUUGCUAGUGGGGCAGUAUGGGAGUAAUGCCUUGAUGCUAUAUAUAUGCUGUUCAGCAAUAAUAAAAACAUCGCUGUGUUAUCAA
This is a messenger RNA of Passer montanus (Eurasian tree sparrow), 2748 nucleotides long. RefSeq names its product HUS1 checkpoint clamp component (gene HUS1). NCBI's taxonomy places the organism in Eukaryota, Metazoa, Chordata, Aves, Passeriformes, Passeridae. The record is from RefSeq and is a predicted model, not a curated record. The transcript is spliced from 8 exons. Gene Ontology annotation, cellular component: site of double-strand break; nucleolus; checkpoint clamp complex. The coding region runs from base 95 to 949 and encodes 284 amino acids. Gene Ontology annotation, biological process: mitotic DNA replication checkpoint signaling; mitotic intra-S DNA damage checkpoint signaling; nucleotide-excision repair.